GUAAUAAUGAGGGUAGACUGAUAAAACAAAAUUAGCUGUCAAAGUUCGUGUGGCAAAACCAGUGUUGACCAGUGUUAUUUGUCAUUUACGCCUGUACGUGCGGAGACCGACGAUAUGUUUACCACUUUACCUUCAAACAGUAUCCAAUGUAACAUGAAUCGUACUAGGCCCAACACAUCGCUGACCAAUUUGCUCAGGUUGUCAAAGUUGUGCUACAACUGGCGGAUAAAAUGAAUUUGGAGACCAAUGAAUGCUUUCAUGGUAUGGUCCAGAAUGAGGAGAAAAAGGAUAUCACAGGACUAUCCUCGACUCCACAACUCCGAAAUUUCUAAGCUUUUGGGAGCCGAGUGGAAACUCCUAUCUGAAAUUGAAAAAAGACCGUUUAUAGAUGAGGCAAAACGACUUCGUAGUCAACAUAUGUUAGAACAUCCUGAUUACAAAUAUAGACCUAGAAGAAAACCGAAAAUUGAUAAGGAUUGUCUAAAGGCACAAUCAGGCUUACAAGUGGAGAAUUGCCGGAAUCUUUGCAGUCAAAGCAGUACGAUACCUCCAGUAACAUCACUAACAACCGUAACCUCGGAGCAGUAUUCAACAUUGCCCUUUACGAUUUCAAUACCAUCUUCAGACAAGAUAUCAGUAGCUUACCAGCAGAAUAGCCAGAAAAUGACUCGACCUCAGGACGAUUUUUGUCUACAACAAUCAAGACCACAACCGUAUCUGCAGAGCUUACCAAGCUUACCUCCAUAUUCUUCUUUACAAGGGAGUUUGCACCACAAUGCGAUAAUAAGAGCAGCUUCGAUUUAUGCUUAUCACGAUUUUGCUUCUAGUGCGGGGUUUCCUAUAUAUCUGCCUCAUGUUUAGUAUGUACUAUUGCAUCAAGAUAGUGAAUAAUUAUAUCAAAUAUUUAAUAAAUAUUGGUAUUUAUUACUGAAAGAUCACACCCCCUUUUUUAUUAUAAUUCGGUUCAAAAUCAUUUUUUUCGUUAACCAUGCAUUGUUGGCAAAGUUAUGAGCAAAUUUUUUGUGAGUUAUUCAACCCGUCAAUUCCCAAGGUCCCCAGAGUGGACCAAUUUUCAAUAUUUUUUCAAAAAUUCUGCCUUAAGUUGAAGUCGAUCAUUCUCAUCACUGAGAUGAAGGGAAACAUCGAUUUGCAGAGAAAACCUCCUUAGCUGGUAGAAACGUGGAUGAAGUUGUUCUCUUGAGCGUAUUUCGCGCCCUUUUGAUACUGGCUUCUAUUAUUGCUUACAAUGGAAUCUAAAAGGUAUGUUUAGUAUUAUCCAUAUUAAGAUUCGUUUUUUGAAUGUAUUUUUUUCAAAUAAUCAAUUAAUGUUGUAUGGAGUAAUUAUAUUUAUUUUACAAGUUUGAUAUGAC
Molecule: messenger RNA, 1370 nt
Organism: Acanthoscelides obtectus
Lineage: Eukaryota; Metazoa; Arthropoda; Insecta; Coleoptera; Chrysomelidae
Source: the annotation of a GenBank genome assembly